Molecule: messenger RNA, 1584 nt
Organism: Alternaria ethzedia
Lineage: Eukaryota; Fungi; Ascomycota; Dothideomycetes; Pleosporales; Pleosporaceae
Exons: 4
Coding region: 1-1584 (527 amino acids)
Molecular function (GO): oxidoreductase activity, acting on paired donors, with incorporation or reduction of molecular oxygen; monooxygenase activity; iron ion binding
Source: RefSeq, a predicted model, not a curated record
AUGGCAGCGACUGCCGCCAUUGUUGUUUUCAUGUUCAAGCUGGUGAAGAUGCGCAUGAUCUUCUACAGGCUCAAAAAGCAGGGCAUGCCAGUUCCGACAUGGAACUUCGCAGUCGGAAAUCUCACAGUUUUGCCAGACCUCCUCAAACAAUUCCCCGAAGGCUCGCAGCAGUCUGAUGCCUUUACCUUGCUCUCCAACUCCUUCCCCGACUCGGACAACUGCUUCUACGUCGAUCUGUGGCCGUUUACCAGUCCGCUCAUGAUAGUCACGUCGCCCGAGAUGGCGAUUCAGGCAUGUCAGGAAUACGAUCUGCCCAAGCCGCCCAUUCUGAUUCCGUUCUUCGCGCCGUUCGCGGGAGGUGCGAAUCUUUUCGAUAUGAAUGGCGCGGAGUGGAAGAGGUCGAGGGCGCUGUUUAACCCGGGGUUUAGUGAUAGGGUUAUGAUGGAGAGUACGCCGCAUAUCAUCGAGGAAGCCGAAGUUUACGUGGGACUGCUGCGAGAGCAUGCGAAGAAGGGGGAUACGUUUUCUUUGGAUCGAUUGACUUGUGAUUAUAUGAUGGAUCUCAUCGGCGUCAUCACCAUCAACGCACGUCUCCACUCCAUGACCAGCCAUAACGCCCUUGCAGCAGCGAUGCGUAGCUCCAUAGAAUGGAAUUGCCGGGACCAAGAGAUGAACCCGUUCAAGCGCUGGAACCCGUACCGCCCCUGGAUUGAAUGGCGAAACGGCAAAACGAUGGAUCGCUACAUCAGCACGGAGCUCGACAAGCGAUAUGAAGAUUGGAGAAGCAACAAGCCGUCCACCCGCGCCAAGUCUGUCAUGGACAUCACAAUAGCCGCGUACAUGGGCGAGCGCAAAGGAGCGGCCAAGCUCGACCCUGAGUUCAAGCGGUGGGCGACGGUCCAAAUUCGGCUGUUCCUGUUCGCUGGACACGAUUCGACGGCCGCUACCAUCGUAUACAGUCUAUACAUGCUGUCCAAACACCCAGAAGCCCUGGCCAAAGCCCGUGCGGAGCUCGACGAAGUCUUUGGCGCAGGCAACGACACAGCCGCCGGUGUGCUCAAGAAGCAUCCAGAGCAAAUCAACAAGCUCCCUUACAUGAACGCCGUAGUCAAGGAGACUCUCCGCCUCUUCCCACCCGCCUCAGGCAUGCGAGGCGGUCUCCCCGGCAUCUUCCUCCGCGACAAGAACGGCAACAAAUACCCCACCCAAGACAUCAACAUCUGGGUCGUCCACGGCGCAAUCCAGCGUAACCCAAACUACUGGCCCGAACCUCACGCCUUCUUGCCCGAGCGCUGGCUCGUCGAACCUGGUCAUGCUUUGUAUCCACCAAAGGGAGGAUGGCGGCCGUUUGAAUUUGGCCCGAGGAAUUGCGUGGGCCAGACGCUGGCGAUGCUGGAUAUCAAGAUUACGCUGGCUAUGACGGUCCGCGAGUUUGAUGUGAAGGAUAUGUAUGAGGAGUGGGAUCGACUAAACCCUUCGAAGGGAAUUAAGACGGUGUUUGGAGAGAGAGCGUAUCAAGUGCCGCAGGGGGCGGCGCAUCCGGUGGAUGGGUUUCCUUGUAAGGUGAGUAUGCAGGAGUCGUAG